UAAGACUAAAAGAUUAAACUAAAACUCUCAUUCUUAAAUCUUAAGGCCAAUGAAGGGUCGUAUUAAUAUAAUAUUUCAUUUCUUGAACUUCUCUAUGAUGAGUUGUUAAUGGACCCAUCUUGGCUGCCUCCAUGAACUCGGUGUUAACUGCAGGGAGAAACAGAACCAGAAGAGAAGCCUUCACUUCUCCUCAAUCCUUAAGUCCUUCUCAAAAACCCAAUUCAGAGAAAGAAGAAUGGAGCACGUCGAAGGUUUAUCUGAAGGGGAAUGGAGCUCUUUUAGUGGAAUGUUCUCCACUGAUGAGACCGAUUUCAUGGCACAGUUGCUUGGGAACUACUCUGUUCCCAAUGAUCAUGAAGCUGGAUCAACCUUGAGCUUGGGGACUUUAUCGUCGCUUUGGCCUGGUCAUGAAGCCGCCUCCGGUGGCAAUGCUAAUGGGAGUGAUCAUGAGAGCACAUACUAUUGUUCAGAUACUGUUAACUCUAGUUUGAUCUGUUACCCUCAAGGGAGUAGCUAUAGCAGUGGUAGUAGUAGUCUCUUGCUACCCACUUCAGGACACAGCCACCAUGGCCACUACUAUUUGAGCAAUUCAAAUCCAAUUUUGGUGACCAAUAGUAACUCCAUGUCCAUGGAUUUCUCUAUGGUCAAUCCCUCCAUUCAGGUCUUUACUGAGAGCCCAGUGGAAGAGAAUUCCUGCUUGAAUGAGGAAAUGAGCAGUGACGGUGCUCAUGAGUCUGGUGCAUCCCCUGAAGCAGCCAUCAUUUCUCUUCGCGAAAAGAAACUUCAACAACUGAAGAGGAGAUCUGUGAUGCCGGAACCUAAUGUCAGCACAGAAGACAAAUCUGAGUACCCAAGGAAGAAACCUCGCGUUCCAUCAGGAGAAGCUCAAAGGACUAAGAAGAAUGUGCAAUCAAAGAAAACCCAGAAGCUGAACCUAAACAGCAAUGAUGAAGAAGAGAAUGCUGCAACUGGGCAGACUUCUAGCAGUGACUGCUCUGAGGAUGACUCUAAUGCUUCACAGGAGCUAAACGGAGCAGGAGCGACUUCAAGCUCCAAAGGUUCUGAAGCUCUAAACUUAUUGAAAGGGAAAACAAGGGCCAGUAGGGGUUCAGCCACUGAUCCACAAAGCCUCUAUGCUAGGAAGCGAAGAGAAAGAAUCAACGAGCGGUUGAGAAUUCUACAAAACCUUGUCCCUAAUGGCACAAAGGUUGAUAUCAGUACAAUGCUAGAAGAAGCUGUACAAUAUGUCAAAUUUUUGCAGCUCCAAAUCAAGCUCUUAAGCUCUAAUGAUCUAUGGAUGUAUGCUCCCAUUGCUUACAAUGGAAUGGACAUUGGACUUGACUUGAAGCUAUCUACAACCAGAUGAUAUUGAUGAUGAUUCAUGAUUUUGGAAGCCAUGCAGAGUGUGGUGCUAGAACUAUGCUAGUUAAUAAAUCAAUCCAUUUUCUACUGGGGUUAGGAAGAUUUAAAAUGACACAUAGAAAAGAACAGAAAAAAAGUGACUAUUAAUUCAUAGACUUCUAUCUUGUAAUGGAUUGAUUAUCCAAAUAAGAAAUUCAGAAAA
This is a messenger RNA of Macadamia integrifolia, 1564 nucleotides long. Its product is annotated as transcription factor RSL2-like. Gene Ontology annotation, cellular component: nucleus. Lineage: Eukaryota; Viridiplantae; Streptophyta; Magnoliopsida; Proteales; Proteaceae. Gene Ontology annotation, biological process: regulation of transcription by RNA polymerase II. Gene Ontology annotation, molecular function: DNA-binding transcription factor activity, RNA polymerase II-specific; protein dimerization activity; RNA polymerase II cis-regulatory region sequence-specific DNA binding. Bases 236 to 1366 code for a protein of 376 amino acids. The record is from RefSeq and is a predicted model, not a curated record. The transcript is spliced from 6 exons.